This is a messenger RNA of Westerdykella ornata, 363 nucleotides long. RefSeq lists its product as uncharacterized. Lineage: Eukaryota; Fungi; Ascomycota; Dothideomycetes; Pleosporales; Sporormiaceae. The transcript has a single exon. The record is from RefSeq and is a predicted model, not a curated record. Bases 110 to 322 code for a protein of 70 amino acids.
ACGCAUAGCGUCACACGAUACUCUUCAUAACACUCGCAUGGAGCACUAGGAGGUCGAACUAGAUGAGGACUCUCACCAAGGACCUCUCGAAGAUCGUCAAGUCCGUACGAUGGCGACUUCGAUUCUAGCUCCCAUGAGCCGCAUGGAGAAUGUUCCUGCCAUUGGGGACCCACCCUUCGUCUCUCUCCCUAGCAAGAUGCAGCAGAGGUGGAAGACCCCAAGCACAGGUGCUCACAUACUUUCGAUGAAUAUAUCGCCUCAGCACGCACUGGUCGUUGACAGCAUCACGGAUAGACGACUCAUAGACCUGAGGAGGCCAUGAUAUGUACUAUAUUCUCCCCUGUAUAAUAGUUUCUAUGAGAU